Drosophila busckii is the source of this 834-nucleotide messenger RNA. RefSeq lists its product as uncharacterized. The transcript is spliced from 2 exons. The coding region runs from base 1 to 834 and encodes 277 amino acids. Lineage: Eukaryota; Metazoa; Arthropoda; Insecta; Diptera; Drosophilidae. The record is from RefSeq and is a predicted model, not a curated record.
AUGCUGCUGCUCAAGACACUGGAAUAUCUGUUCUACUUGCUCUGGUUCUGUUUCCUCUGCAAAUAUGCCCAGGCGGCCAGCGUGCAGCCCACUGAGCCGGCGCCAAUACAAAUUGAGACUUUGCAGGCGCCCGCACAGAAGGUCAGCGCGCAGCUUGAGUGCGAGACAUCAAUGUUUAGUUGGAUGUGCUUGAAACUUGAGUUUGUAAAGAUUAUGGAGCGCCUGGCCGAGCAGCGGGUGCUGAAUGUGCUGCCCGGCGUCAGUGUGGUUAAGGAUGAGAAUGCCACAGAGCUCAAGACUUCAGAGCUGAUGGCGGAGGUGGCUCGCAGCUAUCCCAGUGAUCCCAAUACGCGCCUCAACGGCUACAUCUUGGCCAAGCUGCAGAAUAUGUUAAAGACGCGCUUUCUGCGCUUUCGCCUGAUGGACGACAAGAGUCUGGAGGAGGGACGCAAGCACAAGUUUGGCAAGAAGGGCGGCAUGGAGGCGCUGGUGGCAGCCGGUGUCAUGAUGAAGGGCAUGAUGAUGGCCAUGGGCAUGGGCGCCAUUGCUUUGAUGGCCGGAAAGGCGCUAAUGACUGCCCUAAUGGCAUUAACGCUGUCCGGCGUACUUGGUCUAAAGGGUUUGGCCGGCGGCGGCAAGUCGACCACUUACGAAAUUGUCGCCAAGCCCAUCUACACAUCCAGCCACUCACAUUCGGUAAGCCAUGAAGAUGGACAUGGUCACAGCGCGCACUUUGCUGGCGCCGCUGGAGGAGGCAGCGCCAGCGGCUACGGAUACGGAGGCUAUGCGCGCUCAAUGGACCUACAGCAGCCUAGUCAACUGCAAAGAUUAUAA